AGUUUGGUUAGCUCACUCCACUAGAGAGAUAAACUUCUCCUUUUUUGUUUUUUUUUCUUCUCAUUUUCUCACACACUAAAACAAAUUCUCUCUCCACUUUUUUGUUUUACCGGAUAAUUCGGAAUUCCCUCUUCAUGUUCGGGCGUAAAGGUUGAAGCUUUCAAGUUUUAUCUAUCUCCCUCCUUAAUUAAUUAAGGGGUGAGUAAGAUGGAAGAAGGAAGUGAAUUUAGACAAUGGGAUGAGUUAAUUCCAGAUGCAUUAGGGUUAAUAUUCAAGAAGCUCCCUUUAGAGGACAUAUUGACAGUGAUUCCUAGGGUAUGCAAGGCAUGGGGGAAAGCUGUUCAAGGGCCUUAUUGUUGGUUAGAGAUUGACAUUGAUGAGUGGAGUGUACAUUGCGAGUCCGAGAAGCUCGAACGGAUGCUCCGAUUGCUUAUUACUCGAAGCUCCGGUUCGCUUCGUAAGCUCCAUGUUUCUUGUGUCAAUAAUGAUCAGAGUUUUGCUUUCAUUGCUGAAAAUGCUGGAUCCCUUCAGAAUCUUGUAAUGCGGAGAAGUGAAAUCAGUGACUCAAUCGUAGAGCAAUUAGCCGGAAAGUUCACUAGACUCACUUCAUUAGACCUGAGCUACUGUUGUCAGAUUAGCACCCAUGCUUUAGAAGCCAUUGGCAAAAACUGUAAACUCUUGUCUUCCUUAAGCUGGAACAUGCACCCUUUAGGCUCGGCUUUCAAACCAUCACACGCCGAUGAAGCUCACGCUAUUGCCAAAACAAUGCCUAAACUUAAACAACUUGAGUUAGCUUACCUCCGAAUCAACGUAGAGUGUGUCCUUAACAUCCUUUCGGGGUGCCCUAACCUUGAGUUUUUGGACUUAAGAGGGUGUUGGGAUGUUCAUUUAGACAAAAAUGCCCUUGUGAAACGGCACCCUAAGUUGGAGAUUCUCGGGCCUCAAGUAGUGAUGGGUGUGUUCGAAAGAAGAGCGUAUUUCGAUGAUUAUUACUCGGAUUCGGACUUUUCGGAUUACGAUUAUAUGGAUUAUAGUGAUGAUGAAAGCUUUGAUGGAAUGUGGGAUGAUGAAGAUAUAGAGCUCAGGAUUUAUGAAGGCCCUGAUAACAUGUAUGAAUUCGGUUGGCCUCCAUCGCCUUAGUAAGUAGUUAAUAGUUGGUUACUUCAUAGCUAUGUUAUGAACUUUGUGUUAUUUCACUCCUUGUGAAAUUUGUGAAGAGUCUAUUUUUCUACACCUUAAGUCUUUAUGUGGAUCUAUAUACCCUUUUAGUAUGAAUGAAAGUAUUGCAGUUUGUAUAUUUUUAUCAGAUUUUCGAUCUCAGAUGUUAGAAUAUUUAUCUAAUUAUUUUAUAUAAGUAUAAGAUUUAAGUUUUGA
Messenger RNA from Spinacia oleracea (spinach), 1374 nucleotides. RefSeq names its product F-box protein FBW2. The record is from RefSeq and is a predicted model, not a curated record. Gene Ontology annotation, molecular function: protein binding. The transcript has 3 exons. NCBI's taxonomy places the organism in Eukaryota, Viridiplantae, Streptophyta, Magnoliopsida, Caryophyllales, Amaranthaceae. Bases 208 to 1140 code for a protein of 310 amino acids.